This is a messenger RNA of Suhomyces tanzawaensis NRRL Y-17324, 703 nucleotides long. Its product is annotated as glutaredoxin. The record is from RefSeq and is a predicted model, not a curated record. Gene Ontology annotation, biological process: cellular response to oxidative stress. Gene Ontology annotation, molecular function: glutathione disulfide oxidoreductase activity. Gene Ontology annotation, cellular component: cytoplasm. The transcript has a single exon. Bases 204 to 545 code for a protein of 113 amino acids. Lineage: Eukaryota; Fungi; Ascomycota; Pichiomycetes; Serinales; Debaryomycetaceae.
UCUUGGGCCUGCUUCACGCGAAGGUGCAGAAGCUUACUCCCGGAAAGUACGAGGUGGACGGCACCGACGUCGAGGUGCUUGGGUCCACCCGGGUGUUGGCCAAGCAACAGAUAUUUGCAUUCUUCUAGAUAUACGUCACGUGACCCCAGUCACGCGCAGUCAUAUUCUUCCGUAACCACCUCCCAUUCGUAGUCGACCCCAUCAUGUUCAGCUACAUCGCCUCCUGGUUCAAGUCCCCCGAAGUCUCGGCCGAGCUCCUCGCCUCCGUGAAGGCCUCUACUGGCGCCCACAAGGUCGUGGUCUACUCCAAGUCCACCUGUCCAUACUGCUACAGCACCAAGCAGUUGUUGAAACAGCUCAACCAGGACGCCCACAUCGUCGAGCUUAACCAAACUGCCGAUGGCGCCUCCAUCCAGGCUGCCUUGGCUGAAAUCACUGGCCAAAGAACGGUUCCCAACGUGUUUAUCAACGGCAAGCACAUUGGAGGCAACUCAGACUUGCAGGAGCUCCACAAACAGAACAAGUUAGUUCCGUUACUUCAAUAGACAAUAAACAAAUGCUUGAAAUCGUGUAGCCAAGGUGCAACUUCUAGGUCCUUUGGCACAAGGGUCCUUAAAAAAUGGGGAUCGUCGUAAGUAAUCGUAUAUCAGACAGGGUCCGCCAGAAAGCAGACAUAAAGCAGCCAGAAAUUAGCCAGAAAGCA